UCUCAAUGAAGCGACCCGAGUGGAGGAAAGCCGAUGCCAGAGAGACCUGGUGACCUACAUUUCACCGAGGUGUUUCGGCUGCUCCUGCCUUCGCGUACAGUACUUAAUCCGACCCACGAAGAGCGUAUGCUAUGCAUUUUCAGGUGUGGUUGCAGUCCAUUCAAGCCAACGGUAGACUCAAAGUGCCUGAAUCAGAGGACGUCUGGAGUCUCCUUCCCUCGUUUCCUCUGUCCUCCUUCUCCCUGUCCUCCCUCUCUCUGUCCUCCCCCUACCUGUUGGGCAUAGGUGCUCUGGCCUCGCUCACCGUGUACUGGCUGGUUACCCGUCCUCGACCCAUGCGUCCGCCCUGCGAUCUCCAGGCUCAGUCUGUAGCUGUCGAGGGAAAUCCCAGCUGCAGGCGAUCGGCUCUUCUUAAGGAUGACGCGCUGCUGGAGUUUUACUACGAGGACACCAGGACGGUGUACGACAUCUUCAAGAGGGGCCUCCGGAUCGCAGGAAGUGGCCCGUGUCUUGGCUUCAGGAAACCGGGGCAGCCCUACCAGUGGAUCCCCUACACCGAGGUGGCGGCGCAGGCGCAGAUGCUGGGCUCCGGGCUGCUGGCCAAAGGCUGCCAGCCCAACCCUGAGCAGUUUGUUGGGAUAUUUGCACAGAACAGACCAGAGUGGGUCAUCGCAGAGCUGGCCUGCUACACCUACUCCAUGGCAGUGGUGCCCCUGUAUGAUACCCUGGGGCUGGAGGCAAUGGUCCACAUCUUCAACCUGGCCGAGAUCUCUUUGGUGUUCUGCGACCGGGAGGAGAAGGCCUCGUCCCUCAUGGACAACAAGGUGAAAGGCGCGGUGCCGACCCUGUCCUGCCUGGUGCUCUUCGGUGACUUCAGCGGAGACCUGCUGGAGAGGGGAAAGGAGUGUGGGGUGGAGGUUUUAAAACUGCAGGAGCUCAUGGAUCUGGGAAGACAGAACCUCAAAGAUCCUGUGCCGCCCCAACCGCAGGAUCUGGCAGUGGUCUGCUUCACCAGUGGAACCACAGGCAAGCCCAAGGGAGCCAUGAUCACCCACGGCAACAUCGCCUCCAACACUUCCUCUGUUAUUAAGAUCCUGGAGGGUUCGUUCGUGAUCCAGCAGGAGGACGUGUCGAUCUCCUAUCUGCCCCUGGCCCAUAUGUUUGAGAGGAUGAUUCAGGUUUCCAUGUUCUGCCACGGCGCCAGAGUAGGAUUCUACCAGGGGGACAUUUCCCUCCUCAUGGACGACAUCAAAACUCUCAAACCGACUUUCUUUCCCGUCGUGCCUCGCAUACUCAACCGCAUCUACGACAAGAUCCUAGGCUCUGUGACCUCUCCGCUGAGGAGGACUCUGCUCCACUAUGCCGUGAGGAGGAAACAGGCUGAGCUCAGCAGCGGGGUUGUGCGUAACAACAGUCUGUGGGACAAACUGGUGUUCAACAGGAUUCAGGCCAGUUUAGGAGGUAAUCUGAGGUUCAUCCUGACGGCGUCGGCACCCAUCUCCCCCGUUGUGCUGUCCUUCCUCAGAGCCACCCUGGGCUGUCUCAUCUUUGAGGGUUACGGUCAGACCGAGUGCACUGCAGGCUGCACCUUCUCCAUGCCGGGGGAUUGGACUGCAGGUCACGUCGGUGCCCCUUUGCCCUGCACGGUGGUAAAACUGGUGGACAUCCCCGAGAUGAACUACUACGCCAAGAACGGAGAGGGCGAGAUCUGUAUUCGCGGCCACAGCGUGUUCCGCGGCUACCUGAGGGACGCCGAGAGGACAGCGGAGGCCUUGGACAGCGACGGCUGGUUGCACAGCGGGGACGUGGGGCAAUGGCUUCCGAAUGGGACGCUACGCAUCAUUGACAGGAAGAAGCACAUCUUCAAGUUGUCCCAGGGAGAGUACAUCGCUCCAGAGAAGAUAGAGAACAUCUACAUGCGCUGCUUCCCCAUACUGCAGGUGUUUGUACAUGGAGAUAGUUUACAGUCCUACCUUAUUGGCAUUGUCGUACCCGACCCAGAGGUGUUCGCCGACUGGGCUAAGGAGCGAGGAUUUGUGGGCUCCUUGGAGGAGCUGUGCCAGAAUCCAGACGUAAAGAAAGCAGUGUUAGAGGACAUGAGGGCAGUGGGCAAGGAGGCCGGCCUCAAGUCUUUCGAGCAGGUGCGGGACCUUUACUUGCACCCCGAGAUGUUCAGCGUGGCCAACGGCCUCCUUACCCCCACCCUGAAGAGCAGACGCGUGGACAUCCGCAGGGUUUUCCAAGAACAGAUCUCAAGCAUGUACAGCAAGAGUGCCCCUUAAAGGACCCAUGAAGUCGCAACGCGUCGCGAUGUCCAGCGAUGGACCGAAAUGGUACCAAGAACAGCGAAUCAUGUUACACGUUAAACCAUUGGACAGUGCCUUACCCCAACACCAGAUUUGUUUUGAAACGUGGGCAUUUUGCCCCAGGAAACCCGGGUUUCCGUCCACGUCCAUCUACGCCUCUUCUUGCACAUUUGUGAGAUACAUUAACCGUUUACAUGCCAGGUAUAACGCAGUACAACGGUAAAUGUACAAAAAAAAAUUUAUCUUUGCUGAAUAUUAUGUAAAUGAUCUUACUCAAGCGCCUAGUGCUCCGAUUUUGGAAGUUUACGUAGUUUGAUCGGCUUCAUUCUGAAUCACGACCCCCUGUCCUAAUUUCCAGCCUUCAUUCAGUGGUAAUUUUUUACUUUUGACGAAGUAAAUUAUUCUAGAACUGUAGCGAUCGGAGUAUUAGAGGUUGUGAAGCACCGCCAUCCAGUAGCUUGAAACGUUGUGGACGAGUCAAACCAUUCCCAUUUGCAACGCUCCACUCCGCGCUCAAGGGUGGAGUUUAAGGGACAUGUGACCUCAUUCAUCAAUCAUUCGCAUGUACAAAUUUUGUUCUUACACGCCCAUGGAAUUUUUUAGCUCUCAACAUGGUCUGACAGGUUGUAGCAAAGCCUGAUGGGUAUUUGUAAUUCCUUCCCCCUAACAUCUAUCGCCUACUUCUUCUUACGAGCAAUCGCCCAGGCUUGCUAGAGUGCUAGCCUUUUUUUUUUUUUUCAGCCUCCCAGACAAAGUUCAGGGCUAAAAAAAAUCCCACGGGCGUGGAAGAACAAAUCUGUACGGACGAUUGAUGAACGAGGCCCGGUGUUCCUUGUUAUGCUCGUAACAUUUCCUGUAACCCGCAUCAAACGUUGAAUUUAUAAGUGUUACCACCACUUUCCAAUUCAAGUUUAACUGUAAAUAUUAAUAUUGUGAAGAGGACACUACUAACUCCAGUAAAGCUUAGUCACGGUAAACUGCUGUGUUCGGUGUAUCACUGCGGUCAUGGGGGGGAGAAAGCUCCUUU
This is a messenger RNA of Lampris incognitus (smalleye Pacific opah), 3333 nucleotides long. RefSeq names its product acyl-CoA synthetase long chain family member 2 (gene acsl2). The transcript is spliced from 20 exons. Lineage: Eukaryota; Metazoa; Chordata; Actinopteri; Lampriformes; Lampridae. Gene Ontology annotation, molecular function: arachidonate-CoA ligase activity. Bases 132 to 2282 code for a protein of 716 amino acids. Gene Ontology annotation, biological process: long-chain fatty-acyl-CoA biosynthetic process; long-chain fatty acid metabolic process; very long-chain fatty acid metabolic process. Gene Ontology annotation, cellular component: endoplasmic reticulum; membrane. The record is from RefSeq and is a predicted model, not a curated record.